AUGAAGGAGGACGACAAGCACGCUCAGCCAGUCCACCGCCAUGUCGAAGGGCUCGUUCAGUCUGGGCUGCAUGCAAGCAUCAAGGAAGUCCUGGAGUGUCUGUCGUCUGAUGAGGCCAUUGGUGUCAUCUCCAAGAUCGUUAAGGCAGAGACUACUGACGGCACGCGCUCGGCAGUCCACGAAUGUCUGGAAGGCAUGCUGAGCAUGCAGGGCCUGGAUGUGAUCGCGCACGCGGCAGCGGUGCAUGCAUUGACACUGGCCGAGACAUCCAGUAAUCCCAGCUGCCGCGCAGCAUCCCGCCUGACCGCUAAGGACAUCGUGCUGGGCUCCUAUGAUGCGGUGGAGGAGAAACAGCGCGAGCUACUGACUAACCCUUACGUCAGAUGCAUGCUGCUUCCAGCUGGCGCCCUGCUGGCGUUUGUUUUCUUCGUGCCCCUCUGCCUCUGCCUGUGGCGCUUUGCCCUGUACGGCCCAGGAAGCUUCCCCUGCCAGUGA
Molecule: messenger RNA, 495 nt
Organism: Coccomyxa subellipsoidea C-169
Lineage: Eukaryota; Viridiplantae; Chlorophyta; Trebouxiophyceae; Coccomyxaceae
Exons: 4
Coding region: 1-495 (164 amino acids)
Source: RefSeq, a predicted model, not a curated record